Cladocopium goreaui is the source of this 1800-nucleotide messenger RNA. Lineage: Eukaryota; Dinophyceae; Suessiales; Symbiodiniaceae. The record is from the annotation of a GenBank genome assembly.
GGAUGGAACGGAUUACUUCUGACUGGACGGUUGUUGAGAGGGACUUUGAACAGAUCCCCAAAACGGUGUGGAAGUCUAGCGAAAUUAUAUUGGAAAUCAUGCGGAACUCCAAAGCAGCUCUGCGGUAUGCUGAUGCUGAGCUAUUGGAUGAUGCAGGCUUCUUGCUGCAAGCUUGCCAGCUGCGUGGCUACACAUCUCCAGAUUCCCUGCACUGGUUGAAGACAGUGGCAGAUUGCCAACUUUGCUUGUGCUAUGCCAUGAAACAAAAUGACAAAGAAACGGCUGACAGGAUCAUGGUUCACUCCAAGCAACUGAUUGCCAAAGCAAACCACAUGGACAUUGUAACCUUGGUAGUUUUCGCCCUUUUUUGCGACGCUUUGACGCCAUGGAGGGAGCAUCUUCUGACAUUGCUGAAGGAUCUGUCGAAGCCAGCCUUGUCACAUGGUUUUUGUUCCAGAGCAGUCGCGGAUUUGGACUUAGUUCGAGCUUUGCUGCCCCAGAAACUAUGUCCUGCUCCCGCUGCAUUUGGCGACCGAUUGCUGCCUCUUCUGCCCGACAGCCUCCGUGCUGAAAAUUUCGCUUUGGGUGUAUUACUGACGCAUGAGGACAGACUGACACCAAAAGAGUUUGAUCGUUGCCUGGACGUUUGUUGUGAAAGAAGAGACCGUGUACCUACCACCGAGGCAAGGACACUUCUGAUAGCAUGCUUGUCCAGGUCAUAUGAGGUCGAUCGGCUCACCAAAUUGCUGACUUGGGCAAGCCAGGAAGACUACAAGUCAUUUGUACCUUUCAUCUUGGGAAAAGAUAUCUCUGUCUUCUUCCUCGCAAACAUGGCAUCAGAACAUCGCGCUGCCAUUUUCCAAGAGCUCUUGGACUUUUGGGGAGGACCAGAAAAGAUUGUAGCCAUCAUUCGGGAAGAUCACAAGAAGAUUCAAUCCCUUUUGCGUUGGGCCAUUUGUCAGGGAGAUGCUGCCAUUUGUGCCUCCAAAAAUGUCAGAGAGACACUUUCUCAUGUUGUAGAUGGGGAGCUGUAUGAGACUGGUGAUGCUCAGGUAGGACAGACCUUAUUUUCUCUUUGCUUUGCAGGGACCAACCUACCAACCAACAUCGUCGAGACCAUACCUGUGGAAUGGCUCAAGGAACUCAUGGAUUUGAGAGGGAGCGAACCCUUCCUUUCAAGCACUCUUCUGCUGCGAAUGGAACAAUGCGAGGAUUCAACUUUCAAGGAUAAAUUUCCAGAAGUUUGGUGCCCUGUUUGGGGUACUUUGCAGGAAGAAGAUUGCUUCAGAGCUGUGGGCCUGGUUGCCAGGUGGUGCAAGUUGGUUGGGCUGGAUCGAGAUGCAGCAGCUUUUGCCAUCAAAGUUCUGAGAUGUUUACCUCUGAAUGUCUUGAGUGGUCCAUCUCUCGACAUCAUUUACUCACCCGAGCUGCCUGUCCAAGCUGGCAUCAUAUAUGUAACGCAGUUGUUGCAGCAAAAUCGGAAAGAAGAUCGAGAAGAGCUAAAAAAAAUUGUUGACCGAUCAAAUCGGAGGUUUGAGGAGGUUGGUCAUGCUGCAGCGCAGGCCAUGAGCGUGGCAGAAGAGGCAAACAGACGAGCCAACCAGGCGGAAAUGACAGCGCAGCAAGCUCAAUCAGAGGCUCGCAGUGCCAGCCGGACAGCCAGCUAUGCUGAACACACAGCCCGCAAUGCUGAGCACACAGCCCGCAAUGCUGAACGCCUUGCUGCGGUCAAUUGAUCCUAAGCUUUAUGGCUUCGCUGAGAUUAUUGUAGCAUCGCACAGAGUGGCCCUUUCAGUGAAA